AUGGCCGAUAACGGGGGUCGUAGUGAUAGCCCCAGUAGCACUGCGCCCGACGAUGACGACUCUCAGCAGGGACAUGGGCAUUUUUUUGUCAAGAAAACCUUCCACAAGCCAACAUAUUGCCACCACUGCACGGAUAUUCUUUGGGGCUUGAUCGGUGUCGGUUACGUGUGCGAAGGUAAGUAACAUUUCGAUCCCUAUGGCCCCACAAGCUACCCAGUGUCCAUCGUUUGACCAAACCGUUUUGUCAGCCACCUCAUUAAUUUAUUCCGAAGCUCUAUUUAUCCAUAAUAAUAACAUGUUCUACAUUUUAUAACCGCGGUACGGCUGAAUUUUAAUAGUGUUUUCGUUUUUCCCACCUCCUUUCGUUGGUUUACCGUUAUUUAGGUCUCGGAUAUUGUGUUUUUUUGAGGUGAGGUCGAAAAGGGAAACCAUGUUCGCCUGACCAUUGCUGCGUCUGCUGCUGUUAGCCUAGGACUAGGCAGGCGAGCCGCGCAUUGAUGGGGAGAGCAGGGAUGCUAUUUUGUGUGUGGUGUGGGGGGGGGGCGCUAAGCGUUGCUGCUAUGGAGGAGACGUAGAAUUUCGUGUACGAGCCCUAUUGACAAUCAAUAGCAUUUAAUUUGGGAAUAAUUUAUCUUAUUUUUAAUGUACAAUUAAACAAACCCCGCGAUUUUUCGUUUCCUUUUGUCAUUCCUCCCAACCCCAUGUUUUCGACCAGGGAGUCUCCUGGAGUUCCUUUUGCACUCUCAUUUACUCUGGACUAGAGCUGGUGAGAGGACGUGUGUGAGGAUGGGUGAUUCAAAAAAGAUGACAGUGGCUUAUUGAUUUUUUGGGUUUGAGCUGGAUAGGGAUGGCUGGACUGAAGAAUGUACAGCAUUCAGAAUUGUUAGUAUAUCAAGGCACAGGGGAAUUUUUUCUUUAAUUAGCCUACUUUUAUUCCUAUCCUAUCCUAUGGGUUUGUAGUAUGUAGGCAUAGGCAUAACAUUAGGCUCUUGUUCAGUGAGAGUUAGAUGUGCAGUGGCUGUAAAGCUUUGCAGAUUUUGUUAUGCCUAAUAAGUAUUUACAAGCCUAUAAUUAUAUGUAAUAAAUUCUUCUGCUAUUUUUAAUUCCAUAAAAUGUAAUAAAACUUAACUAAAGUACUGAUUACUGAUUACAUUUAGGUUUGACUCCAUUAUAAAGUAAGUUUUCAUUUUUUGUAAUAAAAACAAAGUAACCCAACUGCAAUAAAACUUAAACUAAACUAAAGUUCUGAUGACUGUUUAGGUUUAACUCCUUUAUAAAGUAAGUUUUCAUUUUUGUCUAUAAAAACAAAUUAACUCAACUGCAAUAUGUAUCCAUAUAUUUUUUUUUGCUUCUAUACAUUUUCAAAAUAAUGUACACUUUUAGGUAGGAACAUGUCAAGCAAAAGAUUUGCCAGUGGCAAUGCUUGUAUUAAUACAAAUCUCUUCCCAAAAUAUUAACACCCUUAUUUUACAUGAAAAACUUUGAUUUUGACUCCCUCUAAAGAUGGUGCAAGGCUUUGGUUUUUCUUUGCAUUCUAAAGAUGGUGCAAGGCUCUGGUUUUUCAUUGCACUGCCCUGCUUUUAGGCUGUUAAGUGUCAUUAUUUCAUGUUAAUACAUUGCUGCUUUAUUGACCUUUCUUAAUGAUAAUGUAUUAUAAACUUUGAACAAAAAUUUAUGAAUUAUUGAUUAAAAACAAGGGUUUAUGUGCUUGCUUAUAAUAUUGAUAGCAACUAAAUUAAGGCAGUGAAUUUAAUAAGUUAUACGUUCCCCUCAAGUCUCUAUGACUAUGGAGCUUUUCCUUCAUUUCCUGGUGUCUUAUUUUACAAAUGGCUACAUCGUGCACAAUGAAUUUAUAAAUGUCUAUGAAUAUUUAUAAUACUUGCAAUUUAGACCUCAAAAUUUGAAGCAAGUCUAAUUUCAAUUUGCUUGCUUUGUUCUUUUUUAUUUUCUUUAGCCAAAGAGUAAAUUCCUUCUUAAGUAUUAAAAUAAAAUACUUAGCAAUGCUCUAGGAAUGGAAUGUAACUAAAUAUAAACAACAGGAAUCAUAUGGUUCAGGUAUGAGGACUUGAAAAUUUAGCCUAUCAAAAAAAUAGACCUUUUUUUUUAUUCAUCAGAAUGUCAGCAAUAGUGAGUAUAUUAAUGUUUUGCUGUCUUAUGCAAUGCUCAAUAGCAUUUCUGCUUUGCUAGUUUUCAGUCCCUACUGGAAUUAUUAAGUUGCACACAGUUUACUGACAUUGAUGAUAAACUGCUACUGCCAAAUGAUUGGAUAGCAUUAAUGCAUUACCACUUCACUUUUGGCUACAUAAAAUUCACAACUGUUAUGCAAUAAAUAAUGCACCUCCAUUGCUAGAAAAAGACACAUAACAUUUAAGGAUCACAAUAUUUUUUCUUUUCUUUCAAAUAGAAUUGUAUUCCAUGGUUUCCACAAAUUGAAAGUGUGAAGUCUUUCUUGCCUCUGCAUUACUUAAUCAUAUCAGGGAAAGCAUGCUUCUACAUAGUCUUAUUAUAAUACAGAUAUGUUAGAUUAUUUACAAGUAAAAUACUUGUCUGUUCUUUAAAAAAGCAGUGUUUAAAAAAAAAGAAAUUAUAGUCUUUAGCAACUUUUAAAAAACUAGCUAAUAUAUAAUAUAUAUUAUAUAAGAAAGAGCCAAUGUAGAUGUGUCACACUCGGAUUUUUAAAAACAGUUCAAAGUUAUUUUGUAUUAUUUUCCAUAAUCUAAACACUUAAUACGCUCAGAUUCUUAAUUACAGUGAUAAUGAUUUGUUUAUUGUUUAAAGGCAAUGGAAUCAAUUUAAGUUUGAUCAAAUAAAUAUGUUUUUAUGCAAUUAUAAGUAAUCUUAAAUAUGUAAGUAUUACUAUUAUAAAUAAAUUUAAUAUAAUAAUUCUUUUCUUUGUAGUUCAGGGGCGUGAAGAAAGGUUGGGUGUGCUCAUAUUGUAUAGAGCAGUGGUCUGCAAACUCACAAGUAAAAAGAGCCAAAAAUCAGCAGCAGGACAAUUUUAAAAAAUUUAGAGCCAAAUUUCUUUUCAAGAACCUGUCAAGAGCCAUGUUUUUCAGAGUCAAAACCAAUUUGUGGCUUACUCACCGAACCGCACUCAGAUCGCUAAAGAGCCGCACGCGACUCGCAUUUGUCGACCACUGGUAUAGAGGAUAAACAUUUAUUUAAAACCAGUGAUGUUAGAAAUGUAAAAAUGUUUCAUAAGAUACUUCUUUUUAAAAAGGGGAAAGUCUUAUUUACUAUGUCCUAAAUGUACAUUUCAAGUUGUGGGAAAUGUUUGUAAUUGUUCUUUGAGGCUACAAUAUCUCAAAACCUGAUACAGUUAUAUUCAUAAAAUGAGUAGAUAUAUUCAUAAAAUGAGUAGAUUUUGAGACUGCGCAAUAGCAGGUAGCAAGUAGCGCAAUGUGCAUUCCAUUUUUAGCCCAAUGACACAUCUUCUAGUUACUGUGUAGGUAAGCAUUGUUCAUUAUCAUCUAUAAUUUCAUUUUAAAAUGGGUCAUAGUCAUAAACAAUGAUUUCUAAAAUGUACACUUACAUGUACACAGUCUGAGAAAAUUAGCUCAGCACACACUUUUUGUUCUUGCUGGAAUUUUCUGGUUCUGAUUGAUCUUGUUCAAGGUAUCAAAUUAACUAAGCUAUUAAAAAAAUUAUUUUAAUUGAAGAAGAAACUUGAUUUCAACUUGAAUUAAAAUUAAAACAUAUAUGACACAUGACAAUAUCUUUGCUAUGAACUUCAAUGAUAACAUUUUUUUUUUGUGGAAAAAUAUGUUAACAGUCAAUUAACCUACUUAAUUAAUACCCCUUGUAGCAUCGUUUAAAAUCCAAAUAAUGAAAACAAAUAAAGGAACGCCAUCAUUUUCUGUCACAGUUUGAUGUGAUAAACAUAGAUUUGACCUAAUGUAUAAGCUAUAAAUUUAUUUAUUAAAUUCAAUGGAAAAAUGUUUCUUACUUUAUGCUUCUAAUAAUUUUUGCACUGCCUAAUAAGUUGCCAAAAUGGGGAUGUGAUGUUUAUUAAAAGUAAUCAAUAUUAUUUUUAAUCCAGGUGUGAUUCAUGACCCACGAUGUUGUGGGAUACAUUCCAAUGUCAUUUAUUAAAGCUGUAAAAUCAUCCGCUUAAAGACAUUGUCACCUAGAAUGAACAUCCAAGGAUUAAUGUAGUGAUUUUUUUUUUUUACAUAAAAAUUACACAUUCAACGCGGAAGUUUAAAAAAUUAGAAAUGGUUUAUUUUUAUAUGUCUUUAAGUUCAGUUAGUCUAAACCACACAUAUAAAAGUUUUGGUUGAAAGCGAUUGCAAAACAAAUUUUUAUUCUUUAAAAAUUAGUAGUAACGCUUGAAAUAAAAGUACUAGUUUUGUGUAGGCUUUUAGCUAGUGUCUCUUUUUUUUUCUUUUUUUUUUUUGGGGAAAUAUUAUUGUAGGAUGUGUAAAUCAAGCUAUUAUAGUUCCUACACUGCUUAUUUUUGAGGUUGAAAUGAUGUGUGGCAGUAGGCUCUAAUUGGUUGACAUAGGGUUUCAUAUGCCUUCAAUGACACUUUAAAUUGAUUUUACUAGAUGUUUUCAAGCCCCCGAAAAUUAAAUAUAUUAAUUUAAAGAAUAACAAAUUUAUAACACUUACAAAUAAUAAAGUGAUUUACAAUGAAUAACUUUAUAUGCAAGUAAAUUUCUUUCAGCAAUAAAACCCCAAGCAAUAAUUUCAUCUUAUUUGCAUUGUCCACUGUAAUAUUUUACAGCUGAGUGUUAUCAGUGAAGAAAUUAAUUCAUAGAAUACAAUAUUAUCUUUCAUUAUACAUGCAUUGUUCUUUUUGUACAGUUUCUUAUGCACAAUAAUCAACCAUGUAUGAAGGUACUUGAUUGUUGUCAAAAAGUGGUAUUUUGUGAUAUAUAUAUUAACAAGUUUAAAUAUCACAUUAUCCCAUUCUGGAUACUACAUGUACAGUAUGUAUCUAUGUAUAUUCCUGGAUUGUUGGAGAUGGAUCAGCAUUGUUUUACAGCAUUUGUACCCCAUUGCUAAAUGCCAUGUGCAUUGCAUAUGAUAAUGAUAAAAAUUACAGUUGAGCAUUAUUUACUGUAAAUAAGAAUGAGAUGAUUAAGUUUAGAUUUAUAAAUUAUUAUUGUAAUUUAAUAUUUUUUUAAUAAAAUAUAUUAAUUUAUUGAUUUUAUUGCCAUAAGGCUUUGACCAUUGAGCCAAACUUCAACUAAUUAACUACAGAGGAUGAUGAUUUUGGUUCAUUCUGGGUGGCAUUGGCAAAGUUCCAAGACUUUGCUGGCAAAGGUCCAAGACUUUGCUGUGACUGUACCACUCAACAAAUAAAAAUGUGGCACUGAAGGUCACUGCUCUAAAGUGACUUUAAUUAGUAUGCCAUUUUCCCUAGCUCUUUCUAAGUGCAUUGAAAUGCUACACUAAUAAAAUUCUUGUUAAUUUUGUUAAGACUGCCUGGCAAUUUUAAAAUUGCUGACAUAUUUGGUGUAAACCAUAGCAUAUCUGCUGGGGGACAUUCUCCAAAUGCUCCAUCUGGCUUUUUGAAAAUGGGCUCUAUGGGAAGCAUGUUUUUUUUUAAAAGGAUUGUUAAUUCUGAAGCUGGGGAAGAGUAGGUUAAAGAUGACAAAUAUUCAGAGUCACCAAUCACAAACUAAUGCCAGAAAUUGUCAGAAAAAAUUAAUCUAUUGAUCCUUAACUGCAGUAUGCCAAGUAAUCCUCACAGAGAACCUGGGGAGGCAUCCUUUUGCUGCAAAAUUUCUUCCCAGGUACUUGACAUGUUGACACUUAAAAGCACCAGGGCCUUGAUGUUAAAUUUAAACUUUUUAAGAUGGCUAAGUACCCAAUAUUUAUCUUAGAUCAUUACAGUUGGUGAAAUUUAGGUUUACCAGUAUGAUUUAGAGACAAAACAGCAUUAGUCACAAUGGAGGAACCUGCAUUCUGGAAGACAAAAAAGGUUCUGACACACAGUAACUAAUCCAGCUCAUGUCUACAUGCAAAUGACUUAAUGUUUUAAAACUGUUGAAACUUGAUUAUAGUAAUUUCUUAUGUUAAGAUAGGUGCUUACAGUUAGAUAUGUAAAUUUAUUAGAAAAAAACCUGCCAAACAAUGGUGGCGACAAUGCUGAACUUUCCAUCUUAUAAAGUUAUUUUACAAAAUAAGAGUUCAAGUAAAACACUUCAUGAGAAUCCAAAUUAGUGCUAACUUUUGGGAAUUUUAUUUUGUGUGCCUAUUGAACACAGCUUUACAGUCAUAGAUACAUAUACACAUACCUAGAGAAUUAUUAUUUUUAAUACAAGAAAUAUUUAAAUUUUGUCUGCAUUUUAAAUUGAAAUGAUCCCUUAGUUAAAUUUCAACAUGCUGUUUUAAUAUAGAUGAAAAUUGUUUAUUAGAGAAGAGGAAUACAACGAAUUAGAAAUAUGUUAAAUUUAUUACCAGACAUUGACUGUUUCGCCCUUUUAUUAAUGGGGAGGGGUGUAAGCUGGCUUAUUCAGCACCCUUUCUUGGUAUACACUUCUGUUCCCAUCAUAGAUAAACUUCUUUUUGUGGACAGAGAUGACAUCCAAUAAUGUUUUGUCAUGUGGUUGAGAUUCCUUUUCAUUCUUGAUUUUUUUUUAAAUACCAUAUCCUACCCAUCAGUACUUCAAUGGUUUUUUUUAAUUUCCUAAUAUAUUAAAUGAAUGGCUGUGUUGUUCAGUCAGGAAAACAUAGUUCAAGUGUGCUGAUUGUCAGUGAUCAAACCCAGCAACAUCAGUCAACCCCACCACCUGGGGAUAAAAAAGACAUAUUAUUGAUGCUAAUAAAUGCAAAAUUAACACAAAAUAGUCAGAUGUUCUAAGUCAAAAUAUAUGGUACGGUGUUCAAAUACUUGCAGAAAAAGUUGCAGAAGCCAAAAAAAUCUACUUAAGUUCAAGGGAAAACAGUAUAUUAGGAAUAAAAAUGUCAUAUCUAACAGUGCUACAAUACUUUUGUCUUCUAUGCAAUAAAAAUAUGCUUAAUUAUUUUUUUUCAACAGUUUGUAACUUUGUUGUGCAUGACCGUUGUAUGAAGACAGUGGUAUCUCCUUGUUCCAGCAUUGCAACAAGUCUUAUCAAAGUAAGUCUUGUAUUGUUUUGUUUUUCUUGCAGUUUUUGAUUUAAAGAUUAUUUAAAUGACAUUAUUUUUUUAAGCGUUAUGGCUACAUUACAGACUGCCUAUGUUGUAGCUCAGGAGUUGGCAAACUGGGGAAUAUUACCCCAAAUGAGGUAAAAAUAAAAAUCUUGGGGGAAAUGGGGGCUCAAAAGACAUUAAAAAAUUAUAAUAAAAGCAUGUUCCUUUUUACGAAAGUAUAAUUCUUCUGACAACACUGCAUCUGACCAGUUAACAGAGAAAGGCAUCCAAUAUGUUAAGGUUACUAGUGGCCUGGUAGCUAUCGUAACAACACCAUUUGUCUAGUAUGCAUUAUUUUGGCCUAUUUGCCUAUUUUUAUCUUAUGCACAGUGGCAUCUCUAGGGUUAGCGUAACAAAAAUGCAGUAAAUGCAUGGUGUCAUCUCCUCCACGACCUCCCCCCCGAAUUGGUUUUCACCAGUGGCACCCUAAGCUACCUGUUAUGAUGGUACUCUUCUAAGGUAGUAUCCUUCUAAGGUGGUACCCUUCUAAGGUGGUACCCUUCGAUGGUGGUACCAUUCUACAGUGGCACCCUUCUAUGGGGGUACCCUUCUCAGACCUGUUUACUUAUAUGGUUGUGGCAUACAAUGUAUUAUUUUGAGAUGUCUUUUACAAGUGUCCGCUGAAACCUGUCAGAACUAUGAUUUUACGAGACUGAUAAAAAUAUUAUUCCUGUAGUUUUUACAAUUUAAAAAAAAAAAACAACAUUUGUUUUCGGCUGCUAGUUUUAGCUCCUUUCUGUAGCUGGCAGUGAAUAGACAGAGAAAUACAAUUGGCUGGGGACCAUCCUUUAUUAUAAUACCCACGGGGGAAAGGUGGUGGUGCUAACUUGGAAGUAUAUAGGUGUGCAUGGGAGGGGUAGGGGGGUGUUGAAAUAUUUUUAAAGUGCUUAAAUAAGACCAUCCCAUUUUUUAAAAAUCGUGAUAUUUUUGCUUUGUGUUUCAUAAUGAACUCACUAGAUACACUCUGUAUUUAGCAUAUUCACCCUAGUGUCAUAUUUAGCAAACAUUCGCUUUUUUUAAACUCUAACCCCACUUUUACUCUGGUGACUAAGCGGGCGUCCUCAAUUUCUGCUCCCUAACACAUCUUCAUAUAUUAAAGUGGCAAUAAACGUAGUCAUCUGCUUUGAGAAAUGGUCUUUAUGAGACAUGAUAUGCGAAAAAUAGUUAUUUUAUUAAUUAUACUGUAUGUUAAUUUAUUUACUUUUACAGUACGGUAUUGUAUGCUUUUGAGAUGGUAAAGUACUAUGGGGCCCACCAUAAAGGAUGUCACACGUCUAUGUGGGGAAAGGGGGGGGGGGGUUAAAGCAGUGUGACGUCACAAUGAAAGCGGAACAUUAUAGUAAAAAAAAAAAUAAAGGAUGUCACACGUCUAUGUGGGGAAAGGGGGGGGGGGUUAAAGCAGUGUGACGUCACAAUGAAAGCGGAACAUUAUAGUAAAAAAAAAAAUGCACUGAAUAACACUAAAUCACAGACCUUUUUAACAUUAUUCUUUUUUAAAAAAUACAAUUAUUUUAUUUUGAAACUAUGGUCACUGAGAGAAUCAGUACAUGUAUGCGAGAUCAGAGAAAUGGCCUCUGUUCAAGUUACUGGAUGCCGCUGAGGAGGAAAAUCGAGGUGUAGUGAGAUGAAACAAAAAAUUGGGGGGGUGGGGGGGCAUUUUUUAGGAAAUGUUCCAUUCCAGGGAUUCUUUAAUUUUUUGCAGUGCUCCAACUCUUCUCAACUUCUAUACAUCUCCCACAAUCCUCGCCUCGUAUAAUUUAAAUAGUAUUAAAAUUUUUUAAUGAAAAUCAUUAAACAAUUUAUUUAUUGUUGUUUUAUUUGUUUAAUUAACUUUCUAGAUAGGAAAAAAAAUACCAAUAAAAGUAAUACACAAAGAAAAUUCAACAGAAAAAACUUUUACUACUGCUAUUUAAAAUGCAUCAAAACUGAUUUUAUUUUUAAAGGCAGAAAUAACUAAUGAUGGCAGCUAAUGAAAUUUAUAUUCGGGGUCUUCCGCACCAUGGGUCGUGCUUUCACCCAUGUUUGAGAACCACUGUUCUAGGGAAAUGUUUGUGAUACAGGGGCAGUUAUUUGUUAUCCAAGGGAGGUGAUUUUUGUAAGAGCUUGUAAAGGGAAGUAGUGGACAGAUGUAUUUUUAUUAAAGGGGGGGGGGGGUAGAAAGAGGUUUAUGACAAGGGUUCUCAAAGUUUAGGACUUGAGCUAUAGUCGUAGAACUGAUCACCGUUUAAUCCAACAAGUCCUUUAAAACCGAUUUAAAGACACAUCUAUUUCGCAAACACCUUCUGGGAUGAUUGUCAACAUUAUUUUCCAGUUAAUGCAUAAUGGCUGUGUUGCUUAUGGUUGAAAUGGCUAGAAAGACUUUGCCAUUGUAUGCUUGUACUUAGUUUUUGUAGUGUUGCGUUUGUUUUAAAUGUGGUAAACUAUAGAUUUGUUUUUUGUUGACUUUGUACCGCGCUUCGAGCCUUUGGGGAUGAAGCGUGUUUUUGAAAUGAACUUUAUUAUUAUUAUUAUUAUUUUGGGAUUUCCAGUGUAACCAGGUCUUUCUUCUAUGGGUGUAUCCCUACUGUGGAUCCUUGUCCUAUGGCACCCUUCUCUUAUGACAUUCAGACUUGAUCCAGCUCUUUCAUAUUUACAAUUUUACAGUUAGUGCCAACCCCUUCUUUGGCAUUUGGGGGUGUCAGCUGAUGUGAUCUGCAUUCCUGGAAAGUUACUCAAGUUGCCAAAAGCUGCACAUCCUUUCAAAAUUGCCUAAGAUGUGGCCAUCAGUAGUUGCUGUCUUUUGAAAAAACCUAUCUUUAGGUACAUGCAUUUAAGAACAAAGCAGAGAAAUCAAUUAUUGAACCUCAAAGACAGUAUCCAAAUUGCUCUCCCAAUUUUGAUGUUAUUGCAUCAAAAAUGAAACAUUAUUUCUCCAAAAUUUGAAGUGAUUUUUUUUAUUGCCAAGAAAUCAUUGUAUUCCUUAAUAGAGAUGUUGUUGCAUUUAUUUUAUAAUUUUAAAUUUAUAAGUGGUCAUCCUCUAUAUUGUCUCAUUCAAUAAGCCAUCUUGAAACACAGUAGUCUAGAAUUUCUUCCUUCUAAACUGGGGGCAACUGCAGCAUAACAAGAUAUAUUUUGGGGUAGUGGCUAUAAAAAUGUCCCGAUGUAGACCAUCUGUUUUUGACACUGUGACAGUUCCUCAGUAUCAAGUCUGUGAUUUUUCAGUAAAGGUUAUUGAAAGCUACUGAAUAGUAUGAAAACAAUCUUUUAUUCUAAUUUCCCACAUAAAGGAAAAUUAUAUUUAAAGCCUACACCAGAGGUUCUCAAAGUCACAGUGCCUUGUUACAUCCAUGUCUUUCAUAGGUGCUGCAUGUUGAAUUCUAACUAAUGCACUCAUGAAAUAGCUAAUAUUUAAUUGCAAUUUUCAUUCUCACCAUGAAAACUACAAACAAUGAGAAAUACUUCACUAACUUCAUUUUACUUUAUUUUAACAAUAUUCAAUUGAUACAAUCUUCUAAAUCUAAUUAAACACUAAGACCACAUUAAAUGAACACAAAGUACCAAGUAAGUCAGAGAAACUAAAUCACUAAAACAAUCAAAAACUUAAUUAUUAUAGAGCGUCAUCUAGUAACCAUUUUGAAGGCUUCUGCAAAAAGUUAUUACUAAGUGACUCAAUGGUUUGCACCACAUCUGCUAGAUGUUGCUUAAAACUACAUUAUAAUUGUUCUUAACACUUUGUGAGGUAGCUAGGGAUCCCCAGGGCGCCGUGACUGAAAAUUUGGGAACCUCUGGCCUACACAAAUAUAUCUCCAAUUUCUUAUAAAAGAUUGAAAAUUUCUAUAGAAAGAAUGAAAAGUCAUCAUACAUGGAGCGUUAUGAAUUGAAUGAAAUCAAUGGUCAUUAUUAAUCCUUCACGUUUUCUAGAUUCAGCAUAAAAGCACAUCAAGUUGAGAUAUUUUUUAAAUUUUGUGUCCUUAUAUUUUUUAUUAGCAACAUACUACAUUUAAUGUCUUUCUUGUCUAGCAUUUUGACUUGUUUAUCUAAAAGAAACAACAUAUUAAAUGAUGACAUCAUUGUGGAAAUAAGGUUUUUUGCUAUAAGAGCAUUCAAUAAUAUGUUUAUUCUAACAAAAAUGGAUACUUUAUCUACUGACUGAACAUUAAUAAUAAUAAUAAAGUUUAUUUGAAAAACAUGCUUCAUCCCCAAAAGCUUGAACGCGGUACAAAGUCAACCAUAUUAAAAAGAGAAAUAAAAAACAAUCUCAAAUUUACCAUAUUUAAAAAACAGACGCAACAAUAUAAAACUACAUACGAGCAUACCAAGUCAAAGUCUGUCAUCCAAUUUCAACCAUAAGCAACACAAGCUAAUUUACAUUAAUUGAAAAAAGAUCGUAGAUUGCAUCACAUUGUAUUCAAUAAAGCUGUGCUAGAACCUUGUAUAAUUGUAAAUUUAAAGUCAAGUCCUAAAUAUUUUAAUUUUGAUUUAGUUAUUUAAAAAGAUGUGAUUAAUAAUUAAUCUCUUGUAUUGGUUCUUUGUUAAAAAUCAUCAUGUGUUUAUGCUUUAUUUGUUUUAAUCCUGCUAAGAAUUCUACAAAGCUGAUUUGUAUAAUCAGAAGAUAAUGUGUUCAAAAUAUUACCAUGAGGCAAAUUUCACUUUUUGUUAAUCAUGGAGGUAGAAAUACUUGCUUUAAUAAUUUUUAACUAUAUUUUGCAGAAUGAUUAAGUUGGAAAUUCUUAUUCUAAGAAUAUAUUCUUAAAUAUUUACUUACUUACUAUUCCCAGUUGUAUCCCACACUGUGUGUGUUUGCCUCUAUCUUGUGUCUCUGUGUAUUCUUUGGCCUUCCUCUCUUCCUUUUCCAUUUGGAUUCCAUAAUGAGGAUUGUCUGAUGAUGUUAUCUGGAGGUUUAUGAAGGAUGUGCCCUAUCCGCCUCCAUCUUUCCCUUAUGAUGUCUUCAGCAAUAGGCGCUUGGUAUGUCCUUACCAGUAAGUCUUUGUUGGUGAUGGUGUUUUGCUAUUUGAUGUUCAGCAUCUCUCUUAGACAAGUUUUUAUGAUGGUCAGUGCUGUCUGCACGAUGCUAGCUAUUCUCCAAGUUUUUGCUCCAUAGAGUAGGGCUGUUUUGACAUUUGUAUUGAAAAUUCUAACUUUGGUUUGCAGAGUCAGCUCCUUUGAAUCCCAUAUUGUCUUUACUAGCAAAAAUGCUGGCCUGGCCUUUCCAAUUCUAGCUCCGACGGAUCCAUUUAUGUCAAUGUCGCUGCCUAAGUAUGUGAAGGCCUCCACUUCUUCCAGUGCAUUUCCUGCCAGAGAGAUAUUCUCUUGAUUGGCUGAUCAUGAUCUUUGUCCUCCUUUUAAUUAUAUUGAGUGUGGGCUGUGCUGAAAUGGUGGCUACAUCUUUUUUCUUUUCCUGCAUUUGUUGCUAGUUGUGGGACAGAAGUGCAAUGUCAUCUGCUAAGUCUAAAGCUUUCAUUUGUUCCCAGCGUGUCCACUGUAUCCCAUUUCUCCUUUUGUCUGUGGAUUUUUUCAUUAUCCAGUCAGUGGCAAGGAUGAAUAGAAAGGGGGACCAGAGGCAUCCUUGUCUGUGCUACUGUUUCCACUUUAUAGGCCUCUGUGAGUCUACCUUUGUGUGCCACCUUGUAUGUCAUUUCUUCAUAAAAACUCUGAAUGAUCCUGACUAGUUUUCCUGUUACCCCAUAAUGAUGGAGAAGUUUCCACAAGGUGUGUCAGUCAAGGCUAUCAUAGGCCUUAUCAUAGUCUAUAAAAUUUAGGUAAAGGGGGAGUUCCAUUCCAUGGACUGUUCUAUAAUGAUUCGUAGUGUUGCAAUUUGAUCUGUUUUAGCAGGAGCCAGCCUGUUGAUCUCAUAGCUGGUCCUUCACUCUCUUCAAAAUAAUACUGUUAAAUACCUUUGCUAGUAUAAAAAGCAGUGUAAUUUUUCUUUAGUUUGCACAGUUUUCCAAUAUUUUGGAACUCUCUCUUCUUCCCAUAUCUUUUCAAACAGAGGGUGCAGCAUGUUGACUAUUUUAUUGAUGUCUGCUCUCAUCGUCUGUGUUGUGAUGUUAUCUGGUUAUGAUGCUUUCCUUAUUUUUAGCUGAUUGGUAGCCAGGGCUAUUUCUUCCUCUAUUGGGGCACUGUCUUCUAUUUGUAAAUCUUCAUUAACUGGUUGUGUAUCUGUGGGGUGUCUGUGGGUGAAGGUCUGUUAUGUAAUUUCUUAAAGUAUUCAAACAAAAUUUUUUUUUCUUCUUUUCUUUCUGUUAUUGGUCUACCUUUUUUGUCUUUAACUGGUCUUUCUGGCUUCUUGUAUCUUCCUGAGAGCUUUCUUAUUAUGUCAUAGAGCUCUUUCAUGUUUCCCUUUCUGACUGCGUCUUCUGCUGUCAAUGCUAUACCAUCUAUGUAAGUUCUUUAAUCCUUUUCGAUGAUAUUCUUUACCCUUUGAUUGCUUGUUUUUAUUUCUUGUGUGCUUUUGCUUUAUCUGCCCUGGUGCAGCUGUUGUUAUUUGCAUACUUCAUGUUUUUCCUCUAGUUUAUUUUUUUGGAACUUGUGAGAGUCAAUCCCUUGUGUUUUUGCUUCACCUGUACCUCAUAGCACAUGGAUUUUACAGACAUCUUUGUUUUGUCAUUUAUGUUCUGUUGUCUGGUCAUCAUCUGUUUGGUCUUGCAGUGACUGGAAUUUAUUUCUCAAGGUGACCUUAUAUUUUUUAUUAGCAACAUACUACAAUUAAUAAGUCUUUCUUGUCAAGCAUUGUGACUUUUUUAUCGAGAAGAACCAACAUAUUAGUCUUGCCCAAACUAGAUGGUGAUUAGAUGCAACAUCAGCUCCUCUUUUUGCUCGUAAAGAUUUGCUUAAUCAAUUUGGUUUUGUGUUUUGUUGUCAGGGACACCCAAGAAGUCUGUCAGUCUUUCGUGGUUUUCAUUUCUCUCUCCUAUACCAUAGCGCCUCAUAAUUUUCUUUUUAUCCUGUAUUUUCUUUUCCGUUAGAUCUCAUAUGAUAUUUAAAUCUCUACCUGGCAAUUUUUCCAGUAUGGCAUUUUCUUUAAUAUCGUUGGGUGGGUGCAUAGCACUGUAUUACAUUCAUUUUUAUUUUCUUCUUCUGUGUUAGGAAAGUUGCUGUAAUAAUCCUUGGACCAUGGGCUUCCCAUCCUAUCAAUGCCCCUUGUACCAUCCAUAUCAUCAUAAAAGUGACUCCGUGUGUGUGUGUGUAGCAUUUUCCUCCUCAUGCCCUGAGUGUAUUAGUGUUUUUCUGAGGCCAAAGUUAACUGACCAGCUUGUGUACAUCUUGUUUCACAGUGCCAGAGCAGUGUUUGUAUAUUCUCAUUUCUGCCGCCACUUGUGCUGAUUUUCCUGUUUCAUACAUGGCUCUAACAUUCCACGAGCCUAUGUUUAUUGCCUUUGAAAAGAGGGUCCUCUGCUUUGAGGCUUCCAGUAUAACCUGGAUUUGGCCGCAAAGCUUCAUAACUCUUUUUGGGAAAGAAUAGCCUCCUCUUAUCAGAGCUGACAUUUGUUGUUUUUUUUUUAAUUUUUGUAGCAGUUUGUUUUUUACGAGUGUGAUAGCUGACCUCUUGCCAACCCUCCUCCUUUUGCACCCGGACUUGGGACAAGCCAUGGGGGCCAUAAUAUGUUAAACAUGGAUCAAAUAUGGUGCAACCCAAAGAUAUCACAAAUUUUGAUGUAAUGCUGUCAAGGCAUAGUUUCCAAAAUAGGGUAUAUUCGUUCCCACAAAAAAAUAAAUUAUGUGAACAAGAUUUUUUAAAUAAAUAUAUUCUCAUACUUCACCUUCACAAAUUCACUUAAACUAGUCAAAUUUAAGCAUCACUUCUUUUCUUUUUUUUUUAAACCCAUGGCACUUCGCAAAUAAUGUUGCAAAACCUGCUUUAAGGCAACCCCUAUUAAUGCCUUACAAUUUUAUGGACCGCUCUUUAUUGUGUUACAGUGAGUUUUACUGUUAUUACUAAUGUGAAAUUAGUUCUUGCAAGAAGUGUUUUAAUCCCGUAUUCUAAUACCUACAUUUUUCUAUCCUCAGAAUCCUGUAGCUCAUUGUUGGUCAGAACCAAGCCAUUUUAAAAGAAAAUUCUGUAAUGUUUGCAGAAAAAGACUAGAGGACAGUCUGGCAAUACGCUGUGAAAGUAAGGGUUUUUAAUAUUAUAAUAAUAAUCUAACAUCUUGUUUAUUGGCUGGUUAAAUUUUCAUGAGAAAAUUUUUGUUAGAGGCUUUACUAAGUUUUAGUUUUGAAAAAAUAAUCCUAAUUUUUCAAUUUAACAUAUCCAGGGAUGAAAAUAAAUUUAAUGUAAGUACUGACUUCUUUCUGAAAUAAGCCUCUAGUGAAAUUCAAUAUUAGUGGCAUAAAUAGUGAAUUCUUUCUUAAGCAAGAAAGUAUGCAAAGUCAAGAUAUCUUUAUUCAUUAAUGGCCCUGUUAAAGAACUGCAAGUUGGACUGCCUCGAAAAAUUCCUGCCAUUAUCAUUCUCAUUAAAAAAAAUUUCCAUAAAAGCUUAACUACUAUAAUUAUGUUGGUUUUUUUUUUUUAAAAAGAGAUAUGGACAGAAAAUUAUGAUUUUUAAACUCUUAUCUCACCAUCUAAAAAUUACUACAUUCCUUUAUUUUUUUAGUAUGUGAAUAUUAUGCACAUCUUGACUGUCAAGACUUUGUGGUGAGCGAUUGUAUGGAAUGUGCUACUUACUUUCCUCAGAGAGAUAGGGUAAGUGGAGUUCAUGAAAAAAAAUGUCAGCAUAAAUUAUGUUGGUACUAUUUCUGUUGUUUUGCUUUGCCUGUAAAUGAAUAAUGCAUAUUAAUUUAUAGUACUAAUUAACUGAGUGAAUCAAAGAUUCUACAAAUUAUUUCUUUUUUACUGUGCUUGCAACAUUUUUAAAGCAUUCUUACAAUAUGUCUUAAUAGAUAAUAAAAUGAAAUAAUAAAUAUUAAGUUGUUUUCCCAUUAAAAUUCAAAGAAUAAAAAUUUGUCAUCAUACUUGUUAUUACAUUUUUUGUACGGAAUUUUUUCUACCACUGUGUUCAGAACAAAACUUCAUUGAUGGUUUCUAUAUUUUAUAUAUAUUAUGUCUCCACAAAUUUUGAUUUUAGAACUAUAUUUUAUAAGUUAUAAAGUAAUUAUGAGCGCAAAAUGUGUGCUGUAAUUAAUCAAUAGCUUUUGAUCAUAAUGUAUUGGUAAAAUAAAUACUCAGAGGUGAGUAGGCUCACUUGUGUAUUUUCACUAGCUGAAUUACACUAACACACAGAGGCGUAGCUAGAGUGUUUGGCCGCCAGGACAAGAUUCAUUUUAAAGCACCUCCCUUUCUUUUUUUCAACUCUCAAACCAAUUAUUUUCAUCAAUAAAAUAAUAUCAAAGCACAUUUUGGCGCCCCUAACUAGCCUGGCGCCCAGGGACAUCUGUCCCCCCACCCCUUAAGCUACGCCUCUGCUAACACACGACAUAUAAUUUCAAAAUUUGAUCAAUACAUGAAAUUCUUUUCCAUUUCCAUUUACUCAUUUACAGUCUUUAAAAUAUUUAGAAUCUGAGAAACCUCAGAGUGUAAUCAGGGAAAUCUCUAUGAAUCUCACAGUCUAUAAAUUGUUGUCAUCAGAAUGUGAUCCAUUACCACCACUGGAGAGAGGGUAACCUACCUCCCAACUCCAAGUGUGUUUCAUGCAAAAAGACCUGCUGGUCAUCGGAAUGCCUGGCUGGUAUGAGAUGUGAAUGGUGUGGGGUUACGGUAAUUAUCUUUUUUUUCUAUUUAUAGGUUUAAAUAACAAAGUUAUGUAUUCAUUUAUUUUGAAUUAAAUUUUUUGUGGUCUAUAACACAGUAAAAAAAAGUUUAAUUGAAAUGAUUUUCUAAAUUAAAUAUAAUAUUAAUAUAUAUGACGGAAUAUGCUUCUUAUUGUUGAAACAAUUGCAAGACAAAAAUGAAUAUGUCUGUUUUUUAUUGCUCUAGUAAAAGAAAAUUUCACUUGACACUGUUAUGGCAAUGUAUACAAUUUUAGACCAGAUGACAUAGGAAUUACAGUGUCUUUUUUAUGAUGUAAUUUUGUGACAUAAUUAUUUUGUUUUGGCUGAACAGUGGCGAUUAUAAAAACUGAGAAAAAUACAGAUUUUUUUAGAAUGCAUUCUCAACUUUUCUGCACAGCAGCGUUUCAGACCUUGAUAUAUUUUAUGAAGUCUAGUAAACGGCAUUUGAAAUCUAUAUUUAGAAGUCACUAAGUAGCUGUACAAUUUUCAUACACCAGCCCUCUACUUUUCCCAAAAAAGCUUUACGGUACUUAUUUAACUAUAAUAUGUUAAUGGAAAAUAAUAUCAGACUCCUAGGUCUAAUGCAAGGGUGAGAAAUUCACGGCCCAUCAUGCUAAAUAUUGUUGCUCACCUGAAGUACCACAAAUGAACUUAAUCUUUCAUUUAUUUAGUGAUUAUUUUCAAUUUGGGCAUAAAGGCAGAUUUGAAAUAUAUAAAUAAAAUAGCAAAACGAGGUAUGUGUGAAGCUUGAAUAAGAUAACAGGACAAAAAACAAGGACGUUUCGGCAUAAAGCCUUCCUCAGCCAACAGUAGAAAUGAAAAUAUUUUCAUUUUUAUUUUCAUUUCUACUUUUGGCUGAGGAAGGCUUUAUGCCGAAAGGUCCUUGUUUUUUGUCCUGUUACCUUAUUCAAACUUCACACAUACCUCGUUUUGCUAUUUUAUUCAUUUACUAGGCUUGAAAGCAGUCCUUUCAUUUAUAUUUUGAAAUAUAUAGGCCUAUACGUUAUCAUAUUUUAUUUUUUGACGGUACGCACAAUUUCAGGGUAUCCGGCCCUUUUUUAGACUAAUUUAAAAAAUUUAAAUUAGACUGUAAUAUCUACUUUUUGAAGUUACCUUUUUUUGACCCCAACUUAACUUGAUCCCACUAGACACAUGAUGCAAAUAGUUAUUGUACAUAGUAUACAUUAUAUAUAUUGUAUGUUUAUUUAUUCACUAUUAAGAUACAGUAUUGUAUGAUUUUGAGAGGAUAUUGUACGGUUUUGGGAGUUUAAGGGUAAACAGGUCUGUUAUAUCAAAUAGCUGAGGAUGAUCCUGAACAUAUUUGAACAUUCAGUCCUUCUACAGUCAAACAUGCCACCAUUUUACCACAGCAGAUUUUUUUAUAUUCUAUCUUCUUUAGGCUCAUGCCACAUGUUACCGCUCCCUGCCAGUUGAAUGCAAGUUUGGGAGCUUGAGAGAGAUUCUCCUCCCUUCCUCAUGUUUGACUAUCCCUCGACUUGACGUUCCCAUGGAAACGAUUCUAGGGAUCAGCCGAAAGUCAAGUGAGCAUUAUGGUCCUUUUUUUUUAUCUGAUACUGAUCUGACAAAUAUGUUUUAAGAAACUUUAAAUAAUGGUUUCGAUUGAAAAUGUCUUCUAUUUCUUAAUUUCAAAAAAAAAUUUUAAAUUUGCAAGUUAAGCCCCAAUGACUCGUAUUGCUUUCAUAAUGUGCACUUAAUUUGAAAUAAUCACCCCAGAAAAAAUCACAUUGAAAAUUAUAUUUAAAAGUUUCUUACUAUUUUUCUAUCCUCAUAAUCACAUUCAUCAUGGUUUGAUGACAUGCAGCCUUUCCAGGUAUUUUGAUUUAAUUGGUAUCAUUUCAGAUUUUAAGCUAAGUUAGUUCAGAAAACUGUUUUUUUUAAAUAAUGUGUGGCAUUCAAAAAUAAUAUUUUAUUAUAAACUAUCUGCUAAUCUAAUUCUGUUAUAUCUUAAAUUUUUGCAUGGCUUAACUAUUUAUGGCUUUGAAAAGUUUUCUAUAAGUCAUGGACCUAUUUAAAAAAACAGCUGAUAGUGAAUAUUUGAAAACUGAAUAAAUGGUGAAUGUCAAAAUAAUCAUUCUUAAUCCUCAGGAAAUAAAGGAAGUGAUAAAGAAUGGGUAAAUGAAAGGUGUUUAAACUUACUAUUCUUUUAACUUUUAGCCCGCACUGUUUCUGAGGAGUGGUCUUCUAGUGGGGACUCCAAGACAGAAGAUGAAGAGAGAGAAAGACGGUCUCCAAGAGAGAAAGAUGGAAGAGACAAAGAUAAGGAAGAUUGUAGGUGUACAAGUUUGCUAUCUUUAAAUGUAUGCAUGCUAACAUGUAAAGUUUUUAACAUUUUCCCAGCUCUGCAGGAUUUCGUACGUUGUUUCACAGGAUUUAGAAGGGACAAAAUUUGCACACUACUCAGUGCCAAGCAUGUUAAAAAAUUACGGGUGCAAUAAAUUCACCUUUGGUUGUUAGGGAGCCUAAAACCUAUUGGUUUGUUUAAAAUGACCUUUGCCCCAAAGUUUAGGUUUGCUAGAAUCUGAGGUACGUUUGACCAGCAUCUAGCAAAUUUGGCUAUUGUGGCAAUCCAUACAGUGGUAACUACUUUGAGUAGUAAACCAUAAUUACAAAUCAGUUUGUGUAAUUCUUAGUGAGAACUGUAAUGUAAGUAAAUAUUCUUUUCAUUUCUAUUAAAUAUAUUUAAUAUCACUAACAAUGAAUAGCUUUAGUGAUUAUGCAUAUUUUUUAGACCUACUAUGGCAUGACUUACUGUUACAUGUUAACAGAUUCAAUAACUAAAUCGGUAGGCCUAAACUUUAUUUAGAGCUGACAGUAGUGAGAGUAUUUGUUUUUUUUAAAUUUAUUAUCUUGCUCCAGAAGUAAACUUCCAAUUAACAUUUAAGUGGGUGAAUCUUUUGUAAAAAUCGAAAGCUUGAACUCGACACACAUCGAAAAUCCUUGAAUUAUCGAUGCUUUAUCACUCGAAUCAUCGAAUGCAAUUUGCAAAAAAUACAUUUACUUAUUUGCUUUAGGCUCUUAUUAUAAAGCACAUUUUAAAACAAUGUUGCUCUAAUGAAACUUUGAGUCAAUGAUGACAAAUUAUACUACCAAGUCCUUCUCUUUUUUAGACCUAACAUGUAGAUAAUCUAAUAGAUGCAGCUAAAAAGGCAGAAUACUUAUUUGCUCAUUUCAUUGCAAUUACAAUCUAUUUUAAAGUGCAAAAUAAACAAUUACUCUUAUUGUUUGGGUUUUUAAACUAAUCCAGAAAUUAUCAAGAAGGCAAAGUUAGCAUGCAUUCAAAACAUUGAAAAUUAAAUGAAAAAAUUAUAAAAUUAUGCUUUUUUCGACUUUUCAUUUUUUCUGUACAGUUUUUCAUGCUGUUGUGCGGUUUUUUAAAAACUUUUUGUACAGUUUUUGAUCACGCAGGUAUGCAUGUCUGUAAAUGCAAUCUACCGGAUAGUUUUUAUAAUUAACAGUCUCAAUAACUUUUUUCUUCAAAAGUUCAAGUUCAUUUAUUGUAGAGUUACAAAAUUAAAGAUAAUAGGAUAAUCACAGGUUGUACUAAGGAAACAAUGCCGCCAUUAAAACAUCUGCAUAACAACUCAAAUAGAGGUUAAGUAUCAGUAUUAAAUCUUCAUCAAACACAAUUCUUUCAAUGAAAAUUAUAACCAAUAUAUGACAUUAAUUAUUUCAACUUUAUAAUGGUUUUAGUCUUUUUUUAACGGUAAAGUUGGUGUCCAUGAGAGGAGUGUGAUGGUGUCAUUUUGAUCAAGUGUUUGAUAUUUGGGAAUUUGCAUGGUAGUAACACAAUUUCUAAUGUAUAUUUUUUUCUCACAGGUGAGAUUAUCCGAGUGUUUGAUGGCAAUGCCUCCCUCAAGAAACGCCUGUACCGCACAAUAUCUGUACCAAGGAAUGCAACUGUACAGGCUAUUCUGGUAAUUUCUGUCAUAUAUUUGUAACUUUCUUUUACCUAUUUUUUUAAUUUCAAUACAAAAAUAACAUUUAAUCUAAAAGACAAAAUAUAUAUAUAUAUAUUUGAUCAUUGACGUUAAUAUUUAUUAGUAUUUUUAUACUAAUAUCCUUGGAAUACGACAAGGCUGCCUGCUCUCCCCAACCCUGUUCAACAUCUUCCUAGACAGAAUUAUGUCAGAUGCUCUGGAAGCGCAUGAAGGGACAGUCAGAAUUGGUGACAGAAUAAUCACCAACCUACGCUUUGCGGACGACAUAGGCGGACUGGCUGGGAACGAAGAAGAGCUAGCCAAUCUGGUAAAGCGUCUAGAUAAGACCUUGUCGUCCUACGGCAUGCUAAUCAGUGCUGAAAAGACAAAACUGAUGACAAAUAACACCACAGGCAUCACCACUGAAAUUAAGGUCGGGGAGAAAAGACUAGAGUCUGUAGGCCGCUUCAAAUACCUUGGAGCAAUAGUCUCCAAAGAAGGCUUCAAGCCCGAACUGAUGACCAGGAUUGCGCAGACUACAACAGCACUAAAGAGGCUCAAGAAAAUAUAGCCCCCAGCACCAAAAUCAGGCUGAUGCGCUCAUUAGUCCUCUCCAUUUUCCUGUAUGCCUGCGAAUCCUGGACAUAAACAGCCGAUCUUGAAAGGAAAAUAAAGGCGAUGGAGAUGAGAUGCUUCAGAAGCAUUUUUGGCAUCUGCUAUAGGGACCAUAUCUCCAAUGAUACAGUGAAAGAAAGGGUUCGCCAGGCAAUUGGGGAGUACGAUGACCUACUGGUGGCUGUGAAAAAAUGCAAACUACAAUGGUACGGCCACAUAAAAAGGAAAGCAAGGGCUUGCCAAAGAAAUAUUGCAGGGCACCACAAGAGGAGGGAGAAGAAGAGGAAGACAAAGAAAAAGAUGGGAGGAUAACAUCAAAUAGCGGACAGGACUAACACUGGGCGACGCUGUGCGUAGUGCAGAAGACAGAGACAAAUGGAGGAGGAUAGUUCACAAUUCAUUUGUGGCGCCCCAACUGUCCUAGGACUUAGGGACAUGAUGAUGAUGAUGAUCCUUGAAAGCUUCUGUAAUUUGCAUCUUUUCUAUAUUUUUAUUUCAAACAUUAACUUUAAUAAUUCAUGCUCAAUUUUAGCAAGCAUGCAAUGACCCUGCCUUUAUUUUUUUUUAGAUCAAUAAAUGCAAACACAUAUUUGUUCACUAUUUCAAAUUUACAUUUUUACUUAGUUUAAUGACAGUAUUACUUAUUUAUUUGUUGCAGGAGGCAGCUCUUAAAACAUUCCACAUAUCAGAUGAUCCCAAAAAUUAUUAUGUGACAGAAGCCACAGAGUCCAGCUUAGGUAAGCGUACGUAUUACUUUUUUCACUUAUUCUUGUUGUACAUCUGUAUAUUGCAGUUACUUCCUCUUAUCAGAAAGUUUUAUUGUUUCUUUUGAAAUGUCAAAGACACAAGAAGUCUGAUUUUGAAAUAAAUCAUUUCUGCCAAUGAAGGAACCAUUGCCAUUGUGCAAAAUUUGCAUAGCUUAGUCUCUGUCCUCAAUAUUAUAUCAUCUAUAAUUUCUGUACUAAAGUCUAUUAUUUGUUCAGAAAUUUUUACAUUUUUUUUUUAAACCUUUACUAUCCUAUCCCAAAAGAGACGAGACUGAUUUUAUCACUAAAAUAAAAAAAAUCUUUUUAUAAAUAAUUCCGUUCAAAUAACGCAAGUAGUAAUGGAAAAAAAAGGUUAUGCUUAGGAGCCUUUAAAUAAAAUGCUACCUUUAAAAGAAAAUAUUUAUGCUAAAAAGUUUAUCAACAUUUAUGAUGGGUUUUUUUAGUUUUUUUUUUUUUUUUAAGAUUAUUUAUAUUAAAAAAAAAAAAAAAAAAAAAAAAAAGAAUUGAACACAAAGAAUCAUUGAUUACUUUUUUUUUAAUAAGAUAGUUGAAAUCAAGACAAAUUUUAAAAAAAGGUUAAAUAUUAAAAAAUUAAUGAAAUCUUACAUAAUUCUAUUUUUAAAAAAACAUAGUGUUAUGUUUCGGGAUAAAUUUAGUGGUCUCAGGCCCAGCAAAGCUUUCAAUCUUUUAAAAUUACCAUUGAAACUGACACAACUUUUGCAAAUUUUUGCACAGUGGUGGCGAAAUCCUCUUAUAUACGGAACUCUGGACAUGGGAAAUAUUCUUUUUCAUCCCAAGCUAUUUCUGGUAAGAGGCAACUGUAAUUUAUUUUAUUUGUGGUAGACCUUAAGAAUAUUUAUAAAUCAUUCAUACAUUUUUUUAAAAGGCUAACUUGGCAGACUUGCUAAAUCUAACUGUUUCUGACAAGAAGUAACAUUAUUUCUUUUCAAUAUUUAUAUUGUUUCAAAAAGACUCUCCUUCAUAAGUAAAUUGGUCCAUCACUUAUUAAUUGGCCCUUUAUGAUUGCUGAUUUUUGCACUUGAGAAAUGUCUUAUGUUAAAAUGUUUCUAGUAUUAAAAUUGUCAUCUUAAUCAGAAUAUUUAUCCAGUUGCUUAUGCUGAAAGUGAAUAUGUACAAUGCAAUAAAAACACACUUCCACUUCAAUAAAAGAAUCUUAUUUAACAUUGAGUGAUGAAGAUAAAUCAGUUGCCAAUUAUUUGCUGAGCAAUUUUAUUUUGUAUUUUUAAAAUGUAUUAUUAAUCACAAUGACAGCUCAAUUAUUUUGUGCUACCAUGAAUAAGACUGUAAUUUAAAAAUUAUUUUAACUGGGUAAAGAAGCAAUAGUAAUACCCCUCUGAUUUCAACAAUUGACCCUUUGAAGGUGACAAGGGAACAGUUGUCUAUUAAAAAAAGUCUGACCUCAUCAAAGGUUAGCUGUUGCAAAGCCGGAUUUAAGGCCAUCUGCAAAACCAAAACAGAGGCCCUUGGUUGUCUACAACUUGUCAAUAAAUAUUGGUGAAUCAUUCCAAGUGACCAACUCUUUGAUAGUAAAAUUUGUAUGCAUAUCAAAAGCAUAUCAGGGCCUUCAACACCUGGCAGUCAAUGGCUCAUUGUCCACUUUCAUCAUCAUUAUCAUGUCCCUAAGUCCUUGGACUGUUGGGGUCGCCACAGAGGACAUGAAAACUAUCCUCCAUUUUGUCCACUUUACCCAAAGGAUAAUCCAAAGCUGAAUAGUUGAUGGGUGAAGCAGCCCUGGACAACUAUCUUACACAUUUUGAUGAUUGGACAUGGUUUUAGAAAGUUAUCUUAUGUCGAGAGAAAGGGGAAAUUUUUUAUGCAUUUUUUUUGUUUCCGAAAAGGCCCUGUCAUAUAUGCACACAAAAAUUAAAGUAUCAAAUGAUUAGCAGACAGACUGUUUACACGGACAACUACACAUUAAAAAUAAUUCCAAUCAACCAGUCUAAAUGAAAACAGAAACUUGCCUAAUGAACAGAUUUAAUUGGGAAACAUUUGAUAAAAUCAUACAAAACAUCCAAGUUUCUAUUAAAACCAUAUAUUUUUACAUCUUACAUCCUUAUGUCAAAUUCAAAUAACAAACAGCAAUACACAUUAUUCAGCAAAAGGAAGUUCAUCUGGCAACUAAUGUGUGCAAAAUUAGAUUCAAAUACAGAGUCUGUGAUUUUAAAAAGAUUUUAAAUUUUUUUAUAUCUUAUGAUAAUAAUUUUCCUAUUUUUAAACAAAUUAGUUCAUUUUUUAUCACCAGGGACUAGAUGAUACUUUGUUCUUUCUAUGUAAACAAUUUUUUUUUAGGAGAAAGAGAACUAGAAGAAAAUAUGCCUGUUCGGUCGCAAUUAAAAACACCAGAUGGAAAAAGGCCUUCCAUAUUUUUGAGAUACAAGGAGAAAAAAGACAGUGGGGUUAUAAGGGUUUAUCCAGGAGGUUUGAGGUUCGUAUUAAAGUUACUCUGCUGCAUAUCUGAUUAUUCAUGUACUGUGAAUUAAAAUCUUUAUGAAGUUUUUCAAGAGUUGAUAAGCAUUUAUAUCUUAACAAGAAAAAAAAAACCAAACAAUUCCAAUAAUGAAUAAGAUAAUUGUUUCAUUUAAUAAAUGGAUCUAUCUGAUGAACUUUGUUUUUUUCCAUUUUAGGGUCAGUUGUGGUUAUAAAAAUAUUUUUGUGAACAAGGAUACUACCACAGAAGAAGUUAUUAAAACAUCACUCCGUAAAUUUGGUGUUGAGGUGAUUAUUUCUUAACCUUCUUUUCACUUGAUUUAUAAGUGCUAACUAUUUCUAAAUUAAUUUCAAUAGUGACUUAGCUUUAACACAUCUUCAUUAAGACUUUUAAUGUUGUUUUUUAAAAGGACAAGGACCCAGAGAGCUUUGAAUUAAUUGAAGUAUUAUUGGACAAAGGAGUUACAGAGAGGAAGGUGGACCGCAAUGCCAAACCCUUUCAUAUCAUGGUGCAAAGCAGAAGGGUGGGUUUUAAAAGAAGAAUUUUUUAAAUACCAUUGUGAUCAUUUUCUGAUUGUUAAUGCAACUAAUCUCUCUUAGUGGCCGUUCAGUUGCUUACUUCGUGUGACCAGGCAUCUAAAUUAUCGGUUGUUACCUUUUUUUUUAUAAAGAGGAAACAAUUUUAGUCACUCUCCUCUACUUACUAGUGACAAUUCAAUUUGUUUAAACUAGAAUAAUUGCUAGACAUUAACAUUUUAUAAACACAGAAAUAGUAAGCAAUUUAUUACAGUUACUACAAAUAUAUAAUGUUAAUGUCUAACAUUUUAUUUGUAGUAGUUGUAAUAAAUUGUUUACUUUUUCUGUGUUUCAUUAAUUUUACAACCUUUUGAAUAGUUCCAUUUUGAGUAUUAGAAAUUCAUUACAAAAUUGCAAAAACUUUUUUCUUGAUGUGAUGUCUUCUAUUAACAAGAAAUAAAAUGUGUUUCAAAAUACGUCUAUAUUCAUUAUUUUCAAGGAGUCACUGCGUCAAAACCGAAUGACAAGGUUCUAUUUGCAACAAAAAGAAGAUCCACAUGGUCCUAGCAUAUCUUUGUAUGUGGGCAAUUUACCGACAGGUUUAUCACAAAGACAGUAUGAAAAGAUACUGUUAGACAUUAUAGGCAGAGGUAUGGAAAAUUAUAUAUUUAUUGUGAGGUUCUGAAUACACUAAAGAAAAGAAUAAGGCUGUCUUCUAUUUUUUUUUUUUAUUUCAUGAAAUAUUCCUAUUAAAUUAAGCAUUCAAGUUAGAAACAUAAUUACAUAUAUGCACUAACUUUAUUUAACCAUUCAUAACAGAAUUGAGUGUUGCCUAUAGAUCAGUCAUGCAUGUACUAGUACAUCAACAUUUACUAAAUAGUUUUUUAGUUAAAUUCUUCUACCACCCCUCCUAAAAAAUAUAACUUUUUAUAUAUUCCAGAAAACAAGUGGGAAAAAUUUGAUGGUAUAUACUAUGAAUAUGGUUCACUUGUCCUCAUAUACACCAUACCUGAGGUGGCUACAACAGUAUUCAAUAUACUUCAAGAGUCAAAUUUUGAUGACAAGCAAAUUUUGGCACUACUGCUACCUAAUAUACAAGUUAGUAAAAGCUCUAAGGAACUAGUUUUUUUUAUAGAUGGAAAAAAAACAAAAAAAUAAAGAGACACAAUGAAUUAUUGUUUCAGUCUCAAUCUAAAAAUUGUAGUUAGUUUGAUAUUUCACAUUUAUAUGCAUCUAAACCCUGAAAAAUCCAUUUCAGCCUCACAUGAUUCCCGAGUACGUGAAACCCCUGAUGGUGUUUGUCAAUGUCAAGAGUGGGGGCUGUCAGGGACUGGAGCUCAUUACCUCUUUCCGCAAGCUGCUCAACCCUCACCAGGUGUUCAACCUGGAAAAUGGGGGCCCGUUGCCUGGGUAGGUACCACUGAGCGUUUCCACAUCUCUUGUUACUUUUAACUUGUGGUUGAUCUAUAGCGUCUCAGGAUUCUAAUUCAUUAAAUUUCUAAGAAAAGUUAAUGAUGGAGACCGGUGAAAGUGUCAAAAGCUUUACUCAUUUUUUCUUUAUUUUAUCAUAUCAAAAUAAUAGAUAAGAAGAAAUUGAAUAUAAUUCUAUGGGGGGUUUUUUUGCACUUAAACUAAAUAAGGAAGAAUGGAUAAGCACUAAAAGUAUUGUUGGUUGCUUGAUAUAAUUAAACUGAUCUGCCUUUUUUUCAGCUUGUAUGUGUUCCGAAAUAUCCCUUACUAUAAAAUUCUAGUGUGUGGAGGAGAUGGGACAGUAGGUUGGGUUCUCUCUUGCCUAGACAAUGUGGGUCAAGAUGCAGAAUGUCAGUCUCCUCCUAUGGCAAUUGUUCCCUUAGGCACAGGUCAGUAAAAAUAGGAUGUAUAAAUAUAAAUAGUCUCCUGAACUUUUAAAAGUAAUCACUUUCAAUAAUGUAAAUGUAAAAUAGGGUACCCUUAUCAUCAAUUCCUAAGUUGUAGCAAUUUUUUUGUUCAGGCAAUGAUUUAGCAAGAGUGUUGCGGUGGGGUCCAGGUUACACUGGAGGUGAAGACCCUUUGAAUGUUCUACGGGAUGUCAUUGAUGCAGAAGAGAUUAAACUAGAUCGGUGAGAUAAACUGUUUGUCGGAAUUCUAAAAGCAUCCUUUAAUAUAACUUAUUUAUUUUGGCAAUUAUUUUCCCUUACUUCAUUUUGUGAAGCAAAGCAUUUCAUUUAUUAUUACUACUUAUUAUAAAGCAUUAAGGCACAACUGUUGCUGCUUCUUGGCUUUCACAAAAGAUUUUUAAAAAUGUUACUAGUGAUAUUAGCCCCUAAAUAAUUUUAUGUUUUUAUUCCCAGCUGGACUGUGAUUUUCCAUCCCAAUGAGAAGGAGCAGGAUGAGACAAAAGUGGCCAUUGCUAAUGAUACAAAUAGUGCAAACACAACAGAGGACCCAACUAGCAUCUUUGUCAUGAAUAAUUACUUUGGCAUUGGCAUUGAUGCAGAGUUAUGUCUAGACUUCCACAUGGCCAGGGAGGAGAAGCCUGACAAAUUUAACAGCAGGUAAGUAGUUGUCUUUUAUGUUCAGGAAGGCUGAGAUCAGAGUAUAUACACUACCUGCUUAUACUAUAUAUUAACACUGCAACUGAUACUUAGUAUUACCCAGAAUAUCUCUUGGUUAGUUAUUUUAACUUGUUUAUAGGUACCUGUUUUAAAUAUGAAAAGAAAAAUCUGGAAUUAACACAGAAAUAAUUCUCAUUGAACUAAAACAUUUGUAAAUGUUUUAUCAAUGUUACUUUGCCCUCUAUUUUUGUCAUCUGUUAGGCUUCACCUUUAGAAAAACUUGAGCCUACUUGUAAAAAAAAAAGUAAAACUUUUAACCUACCAUUGUUGCAAAGGCUCCCUUAAAAAAUGUGCCUUGUCUCACUCGUACCAGUUCAGAUAAAUUGAUAAAUAAGAACCAAAUUGUAUUCAGGUUUUUAAUUGUUCUAUUCAAUGAACUAAGCAAUUUGUAAUAAAUUUAAUAGAUAAUCAAUGUUAUAAAGGUUUCUUUAUAAAUAAAAAGUAUGUAAUUAAUUAAAUGUACUUUACCUUUAUAUAGGUAUGCAAUAUGUGUUGCUUAACAGACAAUCCCAUUUUGACAUGAUAAAUUUAUUAUAUUUUUUAGUGCGUAUCCAGGAUUUGUUAGAAAGAAAUUUUGUCAACUGAAAUUUGAUCGAGCGUAAAUUGGGUUGAAUCUUUUUUCAGUUCACACGUUAAAAUUUUACGUCAAAUUUCUUUUUGAACGCAUAAUUUUGUUUUCCUAUGUAGUAUAGUGCGCUCAAAAAGAAAUUUGAAGAAAAUUUUAAUGUGUGAACUGAAAAAAAGAUUCGACCGAAUUUCCGUUUGAUCAAAUUUCUGUCGUUCAAUUUUCAGGCGAUGAAAUUUCUUUCAAAUACAAACUUCCGGUAACCUUUUUAGUUUUAUAAUGUUUCAUAAUUAAGAUAACCAGGGCAGUGAUUUUAACCUUUUUUUUUAAAAUUCUGUGACAGGUUACACAACAAAGGAGUGUAUCUUAAAAUGGGCUUGCGUAAGAUGGUUAAUCGUAAAACUUGCAAGGACCUGUAUAGAAAUAUCAAGGUAGAGGUAGAUGGCAAGCUCAUCGAAUUACCCCCAGUAGAGGGCAUCAUAAUUCUCAAUAUACUCAGGUAACCUCAAAGCCCUAGCAUUAAUUUUUGUAUCAAUUCAGUUUUUUCUGGUGUUGUCAUUGAGCUUGAAAUGGGUAGCUACUUCAUCUCUUUUGUUUACAUUAACUUUUUGUACAAAUUUCAUUUAAAUUUGAAUUUAAUUUAAGUGUCAACAAUUUACUGCUUACAGAGGCUAAAAGAAUCAAAAUAAAAUAAUAAAUAAUGAUAGUUACUACCUCACCAGGGAGAGGGGGAACUAAUUUUUCUGCUAGGCAAAAGCAUGAAUUCCUUGUGUAGAAGUCUCCUUCAUUAUUCCUUUGUUUUCCUUUUCAGCUGGGGCUCAGGAGCCAAUCCUUGGGGCCCAGAAAGAGAGGACCAGUUUAACAAACCCACCCACUAUGAUGGGAACCUGGAAAUUGUGGGGGUUACAGGGGUUGUCCACAUGGGACAGAUCCAUAGUGGCCUCCGCAAUGGAAUACGUAUUGCACAAGGAGGACAUGUAUGUACUGGUCUAUAUUAAUCUCCUGCAUUUUUACCUAUCUGACAAAAACAUUUUCAAGUUUUUAUUGUUUGGUCAGAACUUAAAAUACAAGUUUUCUGUUAAAUUGUCAUGAUAUAUUAAAGCACCUUAAAACUGGCAGUUUUUAUUGCAGAAUAACACCAAGGAUUUUGUACUCUUAGUUCUAAAAAAUGGCAUGUUACCUCAGGGUCUUACUUAAAGUUUGUAUUUUUUUUUUAAUUUAAGAUGACCUUGUACAUCAAGGUCCUGUCACUUUAAGUACAAAAAGUACCAUAUUUAUUUUUCUCCCCGAAAAUAGGGGGCAAAUCAUGUGUGUGUGUUAUACGCUAAUAUAAUGUUUAGUUGUUUUUUUCUGAAAUUUCCUUCUUAAAUUGAGGUGUGUGUUAUACGCUGGUGUGUGUUAUGUGCCAAUAAAUACGGUAAUUCACAAAAAAUGUAUUAAUUUGAAACCCCGUUAUAAUGGCAUAGUAGUUGUCUAUAAAAGGGGUCAAGUUAAUAGGAUGUGUUAUUGCCUGGUUUUUGGCGAAUGGCACUGGAAAUUUUUGAAGUAAGAAGAUGGGAUAAUUUUUUUUAUAACAAACAAGAUGUUUUAUCUCUUGUGGUUAAAUAGGUAUAUGAUGUUGAAGUUGGACUAAUACUAAUGGAUUUGUGAUUGUAUUGUACGUGGAUAUAUAUUUUUACACAUACGGGGCUGUUUUUUUUCCACAAAUGAUUUUAAGAACAUUUCAAAAUUUUAGGAUAUAUGUGGGUAUUGUAUCUGAAUUCACACAGCAGUGCACAUUAUAACAGUAUUCCACUGUUACAUUCAAUCACUUCUUAAAUAACUUAAAGAAAACUUAUAUCUUAUUAAUCCAUUCCAGCUACGUAUAACAUUGUUAUGUGACAUGCCUGUGCAAGUAGAUGGAGAACCUUGGAUACAACCUGCUGGACAGGUCAUAGUGCUUAGGUCUGCACUUAAG
Molecule: messenger RNA, 30206 nt
Organism: Lymnaea stagnalis (great pond snail)
Lineage: Eukaryota; Metazoa; Mollusca; Gastropoda; Lymnaeidae
Source: the annotation of a GenBank genome assembly